This is a messenger RNA of Fomitiporia mediterranea MF3/22, 930 nucleotides long. RefSeq lists its product as uncharacterized. The transcript is spliced from 2 exons. The coding region runs from base 1 to 930 and encodes 309 amino acids. NCBI's taxonomy places the organism in Eukaryota, Fungi, Basidiomycota, Agaricomycetes, Hymenochaetales, Hymenochaetaceae. The record is from RefSeq and is a predicted model, not a curated record.
AUGCUUACCGCGACUCCGACACAUGUUCAACAUGCGCUCUCGCUGCCUCCACAGUCACAGCUCAUCCUUGUCAAUGAUGAAGGAACGCCUGUGCAUUCAUAUAGGAAAAAAUCAAUUGAACAUACAUGCGGAAAUAACAAUGGGAAGGCACAAACAACAACAUCUCCGUUGCGAGCAUGUAGACGCUUAGAAAAGCGUAACAGUUCUCGCGUGCAGUCCAACACAAAUGAUACUAUUUCAGCGACUCCCGAAGACUCAAACAAUGGACAUCCUAAAGAGAGUCUCCUGGCAUCGGGGAAAUAUGAUACUGUGUCCGCUCCCAUGGUCCGGAGUCGGACGUUGGAUACACGGACCGAACGGGUGAUGGAACAGUGUCGUCGUAGCUCAGCACCGCCUCAGAUGCAGAAUGACGCCCAUCCGUCCCAGGGUCCGGAGGCAGAAAGUUCCAGUCACGAAAAAGUGGAGAAAUGGUUGAGGACACAAAGUCGUGAAAAUGUUGAACAACAGCUUGGCUCUUCAGCACCCCCGCGUCUCGUAGUUCAGCCACCGGACGAAAUUUCUCCAACGGAGGAGGCUAAAGAGAGGUACUGGCCGUCGUCAUCCCCAGUUCGUCGAUACCAGGCCUCCGAUUCUCUCUGCAUUCCUGGGCCAAGGCAAAUUACAAUUUCGGGGAACGAGGCUGAUGAAGUGCACUCGCCUUCACAGGAUUGCCCUAGGAUUUGGAGGGCAACAAUUGGUAACAAGGAAUAUGAAGUCACUGAUGUUACAAGUGACGUUACCGACAUUGUUAGAACGGAAGGGGAUGAAGGCGGCUUCGGCUACGUGCGACGAGGAACACUCCAUGGACAGGACAUUGCCCUCAAAGAAAUGAAACUAAGUUAUCAGCUUCCUCCCUCAAAGAAGAGUGAAAUGAAAAAAUCGAAGGCAUGA